GUGGGAGAAGAGAAAAAGAGGCUGUGUGGAGCGCUCGCGCAGUCACAGCGAGGGACGGAAAAGUGAAGACACCCAGCCCUGGUUGUCACCCAGAGGAAGCUUUCAGCGUUUUUACGCGGACCGACGGAGAGGAAUCCCUCCCCAUGCCCGAAGGUCGCGUGUUUCCUGUGUGGCGGGGGAUCGGGGCCAGUAGUGGCAUUGAGUGGAGCCAGGGCUGGGGGCGCUGCUUGAGAUGGGACCCGAACAGAAUCGACCAAGUGGCCAGAAUCCCAGUGUUUGACUACCCCGUGUGGCUGGUCCUCUGCCGUGGGGGGCGAGCCAGGCUCAGGGAGGUUUGUCAGAAAGGGAGAGGUGCCAUCAGACUGCCCACAGACAUGCUGAGCAUCAAACUUCCUCAGCUCUUUGACAUCCAUCAAGUCCCCAAGGUGUUCAGGGAGGAUAGCAUCAUCUCUGGAUACCGUCACCCACGGAGCUCAGCGCUGGACUGCGUCCUCAGCAGCUUCCAGAUGAACAACGAGACGAUCAACAUCUGGACCCACUUCCUGCCAACGUGGUACUUCCUGUGGCGUUUCUGCGUCCUCUGCUCCACCCUGAACUUCCUGACAGACAGCUACACCUGGCCCCUGCUGGUGUACAUGAUGCUCAUCUGCGUUUAUCCCUUCACCUCCAGCUGCGCGCACACCUUCAGCACCAUGUCCGCAGAGUCCCGCCACAUCUGCUACUUCUUUGACUACGGAGCUCUCAGCCUCUACAGCUUAGGAUGUGCCAUAAGCUACGGAUACUACGUCAUGCCCGAGUGUUGGGUGAACACUUGGCUCCAUCAGCACUUUGUUCCCAUUGCUGUUGGGAACACGGUGUUCUGCACCAGCCUGUCCUGCUACUCCAGGUUCCUGGAGUUGCAGUUCCCAAAGAGAAGUAAAGCCCUUCGGACCACAGCCUUCGUCGUGCCUUUUAUAUUCGACACCGUCCCGCUGUUCUACAGGAUUCUUCUGUGCUGCGGUGGAAGCUGCAGUCCGGCCGACGCCGUGUCCAGUCACUGUUACCACCUCCUCUUCGCCUUCCUCACCUGCUUCCUGUUCACCGCCCACCUCCCGGAGAGGCUGGCCCCGGGCCGCUUUGACUACAUCGGUCACAGCCACCAGCUCUUCCACGUCUGCGCCGUGGUGGGGUCCCACUUCCAGAUGGAGGGCGUGAUCGCAGACAUGACGUCGCGGAGGGCGUGGCUCCUGAACCACGGAGCGAUGCCGUCUUUUCUCGGGACCAUCGGCGCGCUCGCCAUCAGCCUCGUCAUCAACUUGGGCAUCAUCGGCAUUUUCAGCGCCCCGCUGCUGUGGAAACGGUGCCGCGGCUCCAACCAGCCGCAAUCCUCCACCUGCGGGUGCAAGGAGCAGUGAGGGCUCCGAAUAAAGGCCGACUCACUUUCCAAAGGAAAGCUGAGGACCCAGGCACGUUUAUCGUGUGAGCGCGAGAGGCUGAGGGCACAUCUGCAGACGGCCGUUUGUUUCUGUGCUUCUCGUUUAUACAAGAACACAAAAAAAAAGCUCUGGGUUGAAGGAAGCGAGCUGUGGGAACACAACACACAAGUGCCUGUUUGCAGUGCAUCACUACAAGCUUCAAACUGGAAACUUUUCAUGUCACAACUUGCAGGGAUUAUUUUCUAAUUAACAGUGUCAGAAACUCCUUUUGCAUCAUUAAUUAUUGCAAUGUUCUCUGUAACUGGACACGUCGGUCAGUGCAGUGUUUCUGUGCGUUAAAGCAGGACGGACAUCACGUUCUCCGCUGUGCGUGAUGUAAUGCAGACGUGAUCGGCGGCUCUUAUUGAUUCCACUCGGGCCGCGUUCAGUUCUUUCUGGCUGCCUGCGUUUACCCCACAGUCUGCCACAGGUUUCAGCGCUGCGGUGAUUAAAAGACAGGUACCGCUUUUAUAACCAUUUGGUGUUCCCAUGGCAACACUAUAGUGGCCCCCCCACCUGAAGGUCUUCAACAGUUUUAUGCUCUGAGCAAACGGUACCAUUUUUACCUCCCCAUCACAGCUCAUCAGGUCCACUCUGAACUGUCAAUAUAAAAAUCAAUCAAUACAUAAAAAUUAAUAUUUGGAGACAUUUGUGAUUUAUAGUAACUACUGUUGGAAUGAAGAGAAACAGAGGAGAAAUGUAUAGUUAGUAAUUCAUAGCACGGGAUCAUUUAAAUGUGGGAGCUUUGUGUUGUUGCAGUAUUUUGGUGCACUUUGCAUUAUUAACCUUUCCUGCACUCUGACCAUUGUUUACGUUUACCACUCACCUGUUUAUAGAAUAUUUAUUCCAGCUUUAGGUGCAUUAACAAAAAUGAAGACAAGGUCUUUUUUUUUUUUUUUUUAGCAACUAUAACUCAUAACAGGAGCCCCACCUCAUCGAGGACUCUUUGACCUUAAAAGUUCACAUUUUGUUGCGUCUGUGUGUCGGUUCUGUGUGAGUUGCCCAGUUCCUGAGAUAUCUGCUGUACAGCUGUCUGCCUUCUCUUCAGUAACUGAAUAUUUGCUUUGUUGCAUUCAGAAAAUAGAAACUCAGCUGCAGUUUUCCAGAAAUCAGGUCCAGUUACACAAAAACGUUUCUACCGUCAGCGUCGACCAGCCUGAAGAAGCUGCUGGGGGGGCCUACAUGACCGAUGUUGAAGUACUGACCGAGGCUGCACAUAAGUUUGACUAAACUAAACUAAAACCAGGUUUAAGAAGAAGUUUAACUGAAAUAAACCUGAGACAAAUUAACUGAAGUGAGAUUUUGUGUUUUAGUCUUUGACAGGUAACAUUUGUCACAGGUAUGUGUGUACCUGACUGUGAGUCAGCUGUCUUCAGUGUGUGUGUGUGUGUGUGUGUGUGUGUAUGUGUGUGUAUUUAAAAAAAAAAACUAAAACCAGCCUGAAACUGAUUAAAAUCCAAACUGAGAACAUUGAUCUCUGUUAGUAACUCGCUCAGGAUUGUUGCUGCUGAGCUUUUCUUGCGCAGCUGGAGCAGAAAGCUGCAGGUGGCAGUUCGUACCAACAUACUGAAGAGAAGGCGGACGACUCGAUAGCCAAUAUCUCCAAAACUGGGCCAGAAUCGUAAAGACAAACGGGCCAGAGGGAAAAUAUUAAAAUCUAUUUACGAGUGAACUGUCCCCCUUCAGGAAAAAAACAAGUGAAGAAUUGGAGCGAAUUUUCAGUUUGAAAAGUGUAAAAAUAAUUUGCAUUACUGCAUUUAAUAUUCAGCCUGUUGGAGUGACAAAAUCUGUGAAUCUGCUAAAAAUAAGAAGCUGGUCAGAAAUCAAUAAUAAAACAUCUGCAGCUCUGAUCUUUCAAAAAGUCAGUCUUACAUUUUUUUAGUUGUUUAAAGAGAAACUUUUGUUCCCAAUAAUGCACAAAGACUUUGAGAUGCAUUAAUUAGAUAACUGACUAAUUAGGAUAUGUCGUCAUAAUAUUAGCGGAUCAUACAGGAAGCUGGGUCUCACAUCACUAAACCUCUCAGUUGUAGCACUGAUGCUCAUUCUGCUCGUACUGUAUAAACACACACAUCUCAUCAUCACUGCUCACACUCACAUCAUCAACACACACAUUAACACACACUCACACCUUUAACACGCGCGCAGAGAGCGGCUGA
Archocentrus centrarchus (flier cichlid) is the source of this 3610-nucleotide messenger RNA. RefSeq names its product progestin and adipoQ receptor family member VI (gene paqr6). The transcript is spliced from 9 exons. Gene Ontology annotation, cellular component: membrane. The record is from RefSeq and is a predicted model, not a curated record. Lineage: Eukaryota; Metazoa; Chordata; Actinopteri; Cichliformes; Cichlidae. Bases 144 to 1394 code for a protein of 416 amino acids. Gene Ontology annotation, molecular function: signaling receptor activity.